This is a messenger RNA of Sclerotinia trifoliorum, 2476 nucleotides long. NCBI's taxonomy places the organism in Eukaryota, Fungi, Ascomycota, Leotiomycetes, Helotiales, Sclerotiniaceae. The record is from the annotation of a GenBank genome assembly.
AGUACAACCAUUCACAUUUUCUCCUCGCCCAUUACCCUUCUCCCAAAUAUUCAAACGAUGGCCUGGCCCUAUCCUUGAAACACUUUCGUCGUGUAGCUCGUCGAAGUUACAAGAACAAAAAUUCAUCUCCAAGCCUCCAAGGUGGCGUACACAAGCGACAAGUCUUACGCCAUAUCUAUUUUGCGAACUCACAGUUCUCUUAAUCCAAACGCAGAAUAAGGAAUAAAGCUCCGGGAGCCUUUGCCUACGAUAAAGUAUAGGGAAAAUGGCUACCAGCUCCGAUUCUGCGGCCGCAGAAGUGGCAGAUUGUAUACAUGUGGAUGGCACAGAACAUAAGGCGGUCGACAUAGGAAGUGGUGGAAAUGUCAUUUUAGAAGUUUUGUUUGAAAAUACGAAAGCUUGUACAAAGUCGAUACCGAAUGACAUGAUUCAAAAGCUACGGACAUCCAAAACCCCUUUUCCGUCAGCAAGAGUGUUCUAUCGUAUUCGUCUCGAUACUUUGAAAAAGCACUCCAAGUACUUCGGACAUCUUCUUGGUUCAGAUGCAUUUGAAGAAGGUCGGGCUAUAUCUGCCAAAUUUGCAGAGUUGUCUCUAUCGAGAAAAGAUGCUUCGAAGCUACCGGCAGAAGAACUCCCUAGGAUACAAAUAAAAGAUGAGGAUUAUGCAACGAGAACCAUUGGAAGGGAAACAGUUUUCCAUGACAUGCUCAGAAUAAUUCAUGGCAUGGAUCAUUCCAGCAAGUCUAUUACUCUUCUCUAUAUCGUUAUCUUGGUGGUUAUGGCAGAUAGAUAUGAUUGCAUGGCUACGAUUGCACGAUACAUCACAGGCAGAUUCUCAAAUUUCCGAUACCCACCAACCCUUGAAAAAACUACGGAAGAAGUCGUGAGGCAAAAGAUUAUUAUUUUUUACCAUACAAAUCAAGCAUUGCGGUUGUCCACUGCCACAAAGGAACUCAUUAUUCGAGGUUCAUCUCGUUGGUCGAUUUAUGAGGAAGCGGAUUCUAACUUUGCUGCGGCUUGGUGGGAUCUGCCAGAAGAUCUGGAAGGUGCGCAACACUUUUUGCAAGUUACUUUUGAAGACAUAACUAAUAGUUUGCAGCUGAGCUUUCAUAUCGCCGAUCUCGCAUUAUUCUAACGAUAUCCUCUCUCCAGACAAAUUUACUUUCAUUAUACACGUCUCGAAAACAGCAAUGUAAAUUAGGCUAUGAUUCGUCAGCAGCAUGCGAUUCCUUCCAGCUUGGUGAAAUGGUGAAAUUCCUCACGAAGAAAAAUCUCCUCUCGCUCAUUCCAUUCCAAGCGGUCUCUCCAGACGACCCUGAAUUCCUUUGGCCAAAAGCAUAUGAUGGUGAUGCUGAGCAGCUCAUUACCUUGUUACGACAAUGCCCAAGUUACCAAAUUGAUAAGAAUCAUGGUCAUUGUGGUUUACGUAGUAAAUUACUCCCUGCCUUGGACUAUAUCAAAGAGUGUAUGGAUGCUGGCAUCGGCAUCAAGGUCCAAUUAUGGAAAACAGAGAGAUCCACCCAGACUUGGAUUCCUAGUCCUUCGGCAAACAACGGCAACGCUAAGAAAGCAUUCGUUGUAGGAGGCAUGGCAGUAGGAGAGGAAAGAGAAGGAAAAUUCUUCGACUUUAAAAGCUUAAGUAGAGACGAUCUUACGCUUGGUGCCAGAUCACUCGGUGUAGAAAAAGCGGCGAAGAAGCUGUUUCUGGCUGAGAAGUGGGACUGGGUAAGGGAAGUAGAAACCGAAAAAGAGAAAGAGAUGAUGUCAAAAUCUUCAUUUUUUAGAUUUUGAGGAUAGCGGAACUACGAUCAAUAGCUAGACACGCAGAGUAGCCAUUCGACAUGACAUCCUUUGUGCUGUAUUCCCCUGUCCUCGGUUGUCCAGGUCGGUUGUACGGCCCGGAGAACGACAUACAGAAGUGGAUCAUGCCAUCGAAAUGGCCGAUCUUCGAAAACAUUGCCAACAUCCGGGGUAAAACUUCAUUCAAUAUGGAGUUUUAAUUCAGUCAGAUGCAUAAUGCCAACAACUGACCUCAAAUUUACUUUCGAAACACACGUCCGGUCUCACUCAAAGGCAUCGCAUCAAAUUGAUUAGUUGAAAAGGAGAACUUUAAAGGCACUGACCCACAAGAGGAUAAAUUAGUUAAGCAACCAUAAUCAGAAACAAAGUUUUUGACACCGAUACUUGAAGAAUGUUUCUUUACGUUCCGAAGUAAUAACGUGGGCCAUCAAUAGGGCCAUGUAGGCCACUAGAGCAAUGUAAUAAUUUUAAGUUUGUCUCCGCAUGGGGAUGAAUGGGAAGAAUGGGAUGACUUGAACUUGAAUGAGCGAACUAUUGACACGGAGAUUUGAAAGUAAUUAGGUUUCUACGUUUACACUGUAGAGAACAGAACAUGCUUACACGGAACGUUGAAGAAGUUCUCCGUAAUACAGGAGGUUAUUGAUAGAGAAGUUUCACAUAGAGAAGCUUAGAUAUU